Hermetia illucens (black soldier fly) is the source of this 1613-nucleotide messenger RNA. Its product is annotated as cytochrome P450 6a9-like. Bases 312 to 1613 code for a protein of 433 amino acids. The transcript has 2 exons. Gene Ontology annotation, molecular function: iron ion binding; oxidoreductase activity, acting on paired donors, with incorporation or reduction of molecular oxygen; monooxygenase activity. NCBI's taxonomy places the organism in Eukaryota, Metazoa, Arthropoda, Insecta, Diptera, Stratiomyidae. The record is from RefSeq and is a predicted model, not a curated record.
AGCCAAAAGUGUUAUUCGUAUACAUAUAUCGAAACCACUCAUUGAUUAUUAUUCAGUCAACUCUUGUCUUGCUUGCGAAGAUUAACUGGUGAAGAUGGAAGUUCUUACGGUCAUUCUGUGGCUUAUAAUAUUUAUUAUUCCUGCCACUUAUCUAUUUUUCAAAAAAAAAAUAUUCAUACUGGAAAGAUCGUGGAGUGCCGUAUGUAGAGCCGAAAAUUCCUUAUGGAAGUAUUCAUAUUUCCACCGGUUUGCGAGAUUCAAUCGAGAAAUUUUAUAAAUCGAAAGGCAGUUUCCCGUUUGUUGGUGCAUAUAUGCUUACAACUCCGGCGGUUAUUGCCACUGACUUGGACUUUAUCAAGGAUGUGUUAAUACGUGAUUUCAAUUAUUUCACUGAUCGUGGAGUCCCCCACAAUGAGAAAAUUGAUCCGCUCACCGGAAAUUUAUUCGCUCUGGACGGUCAAAAGUGGCGCACACUACGCACAAAAUUAUCUCCAACAUUCACCUCUGGGCGGAUGAAGUUCAUGUUCCCAACAGUACUUGAAGUUGCAGACAGGUUUAUUGAAACGCUUGGGGAACUUCUGCAAACCCAAAAAACUCUGGAGGUAAAGGAUCUUUUGGCGCGUUUCACAACCGACGUUAUUGGUACCUGUGCUUUUGGAAUUCAAUGCAAUAGUUUAAAGGAUCCCAAUGCUGAAUUCCGUAUGUAUGGACGAAAACAACUAGAAAACCCACCUCACGGACCACUUGUCAUGGCCUUGAUGAAUAUGUUUCCAAAAAUCAGUGAUAUGUUACGUUUAACGCGAGCACAUCGCGAUGUUACCAAAUUUUUUAUGGAUAUCGUUCGAGAAACAGUUGAUUUUCGCGAAAAAAAUAAUAUUCGGCGAAAUGAUUUUAUGGAUCUUUUGAUUCAGUUGAAGAAUCAUGCGACACUCGAAGGAGAGGACCAUGAGAGCGUCGAAUCGAAAAUAAUUGACAAGUUAACUUUGGAGGAGCUGGCCGCCCAAGCCUUUAUAUUUUUCGUUGGUGGAUUCGAAACUUCGUCGUCAACCUUGACUUUGACCCUCUAUGAACUAUCUAAGCACCAGGACAUACAGGAUAAGUGUAGAGCAGAGAUUAAUCGCGUGUUAGAGAAAUAUAAUGGAAAACUGAGCUAUGAGGCGAUGAAUGAAAUGCAUUACGUGGAACAAACUGUCUUGGAGACUCUGCGUAAAUAUCCAAUUCUACCAGUGAUUCUCCGUCAAUGCAUUAAUGACUAUCAGGUACGGGGUACCAAAGUCGUUAUUGAGAAAGGAACACCAGUUCAAAUUCCAGCUUAUGCAAUUCACCAUGAUCCAGAAAUUUACCCUGAUCCUGAAAAAUUCGACCCCGAUCGAUUUUUACCCGAGAAUGUUAAAUUGAGACAUUCUGUUGCAUUUCUAAGUUUCGGCGAUGGACCAAGAAAUUGUAUUGGUCUGCGUUUUGGGAAAAUGCAAUCCCGGAUUGGACUUAUAAUGCUGUUGAAGAGCUAUCGAUUCCAUCUAUCAUCAAAAUCACCUGAUCCGCUAGUUUUUUCUAAGAAAAGUUUCCUACUAGCCCCGGUAGGCGGAAUGCACUUAGACGUUGAAAAAGUGUAA